Molecule: messenger RNA, 815 nt
Organism: Rhopalosiphum padi (bird cherry-oat aphid)
Lineage: Eukaryota; Metazoa; Arthropoda; Insecta; Hemiptera; Aphididae
Gene: Svip
Exons: 4
Coding region: 180-431 (83 amino acids)
Biological process (GO): negative regulation of retrograde protein transport, ER to cytosol; negative regulation of VCP-NPL4-UFD1 AAA ATPase complex assembly; positive regulation of autophagy
Cellular component (GO): endoplasmic reticulum membrane
Source: RefSeq, a predicted model, not a curated record
AUAGGUUGAAUUUAGCAUAUUUGGUUGUGUUUGAUAGUUAUUAAAUCAUUUAAAUGCAAGCUUCAAUUGGCCAAAUUAUCUUACGCUAGUUGAUUAACUUUAAUACUACGAAUAGUUUUUAGGGACUGUUUACAGGUGGUUUUUUGCGAUAAUUUAAACAACUUUAUUAUUGCUUAACCAUGGGUUGGAAUAUUUACAAAUUGUUGUGUUGCUGUGGCAGUUCUAAUGAAUCAACUAGAGUAGAUUUGGCAAUUGUCCGAGAGCAACAAGCUGCUGCUGCUGAAAAACGAUUAAAAGAACAAGAAAGUCGAGGCAUUAAAAAUCCAGAUCGUGUCAAACGUAUGCAACGAGAACAACAAAAACGUGAUGAAGAAUCUAGCAGAAAUGCUAAUAUGGGAACAAGUACUGGAUUAAAGUGGCAAGUCAGUUAAUUGUUCAAAACAUUGAAGUUUAUAUUUCCAUCCAAAAAAUAUGUAUUUAUGUAUUUAUUUAUUAAUAUAUUAAAUUACCUAUAUUUUUAAUUACUGUAUGUAAUAAUUUAUGUAUAUAACAUGUAAUAUUCAUCUAGUUAUAAUUUUAGUUUAUUGAAAUAUGUUUUUUUCUGUUUCUUAUUAAUAUAUUUUAUUUUUUUUAUUGUUUUACUAUUAUACUAUAAUAUUAUAUAUCACAAACAAAUUAAAAACAUUGUCUAAAAAAUUAACAAUAUAAAUAUUUAAAAUUAAAUUAUAUUGUACAUUUAUUAUUUUGUUUUACCUAAUUUAAAAAUAUUUCAUUAAUAUAUUUUAAUUCUAAUAAAUGAGAUCCGAAGCGAAGGA